CAGAGCCCGAGGCAAAGCGCAUUGGGAGAAGCCAAACAUGCAAGUGGCCAUCCUUUCAUGCUCACGCCUGCGGCGGGGGGCAGCGAGCCCAGGAUCCCAUCACCAUGCGCUCAGCUUUUACGAGACGCCAGCCCGGUUACUUGUGCCCGGCAGCCAGAGCCAGGCUCACUGAAAAGCCCUGAAUUUGACGACUUGGAGAUACCAGAUUACAUCGAGUCAGGCCUGCCAGAGUUCGAUAUAGAUGAGCUGCUUCAGGCUGAUCUAUCGCACCCUGGAAUCCAGGGUGAUGCAUUUUCUCUAGGUAGCACGCUUGCGUCUAGCACUUCACCAGAAGACAUAACAGGCUCACACAAUGGCACAUACGAUCUUGCAAGGAGCACUGACAAUUCACUAUCGGAUGAUAUGGAUUGGAUAUCAUAUACGCAGGCCAAAUGCAGGGUUGAGCCAGCUGGAGAAUAUGUGAGGAAUGAGCCAGCACAGAGACCACCAUCCAGGACGCCGUCUCAGGAUAGGACUUCUACAGCAGCCUCCUCGCCUCGAGUAGUGUCAACGGGCGGGGGCUCCGGGGUCUCUACUCCGGUAAAUAUUCGCCAGACGCGGCCAAGUCCAACCAGUCGCACAGCAAUACGUUCGAAGAACCCACCGCCUUGCCGGUGUGUUGGUGUGACACUCUCCCUUCUGGAGCGAAUACAAGGGCACAGGAAGUCAACCAGUCUUUGUGUGGCAGAGACAGCGCUACACUCCCUGAAGGGAUCCAUAUCACAAUGCCAGGCACUGGCCGGCUGCCGAUCAUGCCCCAGCCCAUCACGGCUCAUGGCAUUUUCGGUAUUGUUAGUAGAGAAGAUGGCAGGGAUGCUGGAGGACAUGGCUUCCAUGUGGGAGCAGGUCACAACGGCUUCAUCAGGGGCGGAAGCGGCCGCAGAGGGGGAUGCGCUCCAGGUAGAUGCGGACGGAAGCGGGUGCGAGUGGGCCCCGAUUCAUCUUGGCCAAUAUCGGAUAGACACAGCGGGUGAGUGGCAGGAGGUAUUUGGGUUCUUGGUGCUACUCCAGGUGCGACGCCUAAGCAGCUUCUUGGGGAGGUUACGAAGCAAUGCUGGUAGAGAAGGCUUGGAAUCGCACCGGAGUGCCUUGGCGUCCGUGGCCCUCAGGGUUCAGGAACUUCAGGAAGCAUUGGCCCGCUGGCCUAAGCCUUUUGCUCGGACAGCGCGCGUGUCGGGAGGAUACCUCCGUACUGUGACACGCGGCCUAUCUUCCGACCGAUCUGUGCUUGUCGCCCAGUACCACCAAGCCAGAUGGCGGGAGAGAGGCUCUUGCGGCUUGCCUGAGGUGGACUAG
Diaporthe batatas is the source of this 1335-nucleotide messenger RNA. RefSeq lists its product as uncharacterized. The transcript is spliced from 3 exons. The coding region runs from base 58 to 1335 and encodes 425 amino acids. The record is from RefSeq and is a predicted model, not a curated record. NCBI's taxonomy places the organism in Eukaryota, Fungi, Ascomycota, Sordariomycetes, Diaporthales, Diaporthaceae.